Messenger RNA from Scaptodrosophila lebanonensis, 2033 nucleotides. Its product is annotated as alanine aminotransferase 1-like. The coding region runs from base 221 to 1882 and encodes 553 amino acids. The transcript has 2 exons. The record is from RefSeq and is a predicted model, not a curated record. Gene Ontology annotation, biological process: biosynthetic process. NCBI's taxonomy places the organism in Eukaryota, Metazoa, Arthropoda, Insecta, Diptera, Drosophilidae. Gene Ontology annotation, molecular function: pyridoxal phosphate binding; L-alanine:2-oxoglutarate transaminase activity.
UUUCAAGUUAGAAAAAAAUGUAUUCAGUAGAUACAAAACGUUCUACCUGGAAGCUGGACUAGUCCCAUAAUUUUUGCAAAUUUAUACGCACUUCCAGGUCUCUUCUUUUAGUCCAGUGUCAUACGAGUAUUAUACAACACAGUAUAACAGUAGAAGCGCCAACACUGCUGUGUACUAAUCAAUUUAAAGUAUAUAACUACCACAAAUCAUUGCCAAAACAAUGAGUCGACUACUUUUGCAAAAUCACGGUGCUAUGUAUCGUACAUAUACAUGUACAUAUAACGCCGCCGCGAUGUCUACCAUGGCCAUUCUGCCGCAGUCAACGCCAACGCAAAAGUUAACGCAGCGGCUGCGCCGUAGUCAGCUGGAAAAAAAAUGCCCAUCAUCAUCCCUGCCAUUCUCGACAAAAGCUUCACUGACAAUAGAUCGCAAAAUGGCUACGCAAGCAAAAUGUUUGCAAUUGGAGAACAUAAACCCCAACUUUAUUACGAUGGAAUAUGCAGUGCGUGGACCAUUGGUGAUUCGUGCUGGCGAAAUAGAAAAAGAGUUGCAAAAGGGGGUAAAGAAGCCAUUCGAUCAGGUAAUUCGAGCCAAUAUCGGCGAUUGUCAUGCCAUGGGACAGCAGCCCGUCACCUUUUUGCGCCAAUUGCUGACACUGACGUUUGAGCCAAGAUUGCUUGACUCCCCAGACUAUCCCGAUGAUGUCAAGGAACGCGCGCGUCUCAUUUUGAGCGAUUGCCAUGGGCACUCUGUUGGCUCAUACACCGACUCAGCCGGUCUGGAGGUGGUGCGUCGCCAGGUUGCUGAAUAUAUAGAACGUCGAGAUGGUGGCGUGGCCAGCGAUUGGCAGAACAUCUAUUUGACUGGCGGUGCCUCUCCAGGCAUUAAGAGCAUACUGUCGCUUAUACACUGCCAAGUGAAUGGAAAGACUCCAGGCGUUAUGGUUCCAAUACCUCAAUAUCCACUCUAUUCGGCCACCAUUGCUGAGUAUGGCAUGGUGAAGGUGGACUACUAUUUGGAUGAGGAAAGCGGCUGGAGCCUUAAUCGCGAGGAGCUGCAACGCUCCUUUGAUGAGAACAAAAAGCACUGCAAUCCACGAGCUCUAGUCGUCAUUAAUCCGGGCAAUCCCACCGGCCAAGUACUCACCCGCGACAAUAUUGUGGAGAUUAUCAAGUUUGCCCACGACAACCAAUUGCUGUUGCUCGCCGACGAGGUGUAUCAGGACAAUGUGUACGACAAAAACUCCAAGUUCUAUUCGUUCAAAAAAGUUAUGUACGAGAUGGGCGAACCUUAUCGCAAUCAAGAGCUUGUCAGCUUCUUAUCAACAUCGAAAGGUUAUCUGGGUGAGUGCGGCAUACGCGGCGGUUACAUGGAAGUGUUGAAUCUUUGUCCUCAAGUCAAAGCUAUGCUUACAAAGUCCAUAACAGCGGCUUUGUGCAGUACUACCGCCGGUCAGGUAGCUGUCAGUGCUUUGGUUAAUCCUCCAAAGCCUGGCGAGCCAUCGUAUGAGCGUUUCAUUAGUGAAAAGAACGCCACUUUGUCCGCCUUAAAAGAGCGUGCAGAACUCGUUCACAAGACAUUGAGCGGGUUUGAGGGCUACAAGGUUAAUCCUGUACAGGGUGCCAUGUACGUGUUCCCACAAAUUGAGAUUCCACCCAAGGCCAUUGCUGCAGCUAAAGCAAAAAAUAUGGCUCCGGAUGCAUUCUACGCAUUUGAAUUGUUGGAAUCAAGUGGCAUUUGCAUUGUACCUGGCAGUGGAUUUGGCCAGAGACCAGGUACAUAUCAUUUUCGAAGCACGAUCCUCCCACAAACAGACAAACUGAAGCUGAUGAUGGAGAAAUUCCGUGUAUUCCAUGCCGAGUUCAUGAAAAAAUACAAGUAAAGUAAUAUUGCCAAAGAGCAUCCUGUGUUAAAGCUUUUGAAAAAUAUUUUUGUUUCUCAGUCCAAAUAUGUAUGAAUUUAAUAGUAAUCCUUAUUACUUGUGUUAAUUAUAGUUGUGUGCGAAUUUACCGACAUACAUGCAUAUACUCUUA